GCCGCCUACGAGAAGCAAAAGGAACAGCAUCACGGCUCGGAGAGGCGCGCAGACAGACGCCGGAGCCCCCGGCGCCCCCGGCGCUAUAGGGCGGCGCUAGUGCGGCCGGCGCUUAUAUAGGGGGAUUCCCGGCAUGCUCUGCACAACUCCGUCCGCUGAGGCCAGUGCGGGCGAUUGCGCAUGCGCACCGCAGCUACCGUGCCCACACUGAGUGCUGACCCGCCGUGGCUUCGCGGCGCUCAGUGCGCCUGCGCACGCGUGUUCAGCGCAUGCGUCUUCCGCCGCCCGUCGCGGCGCGCAGGCGCAGUGCCCGUUGCUCCCGGCGGCGGCAGCUGGCGGGCCGCGGCGGCGGGACCGGAGCGGCGGCGGCGCCACGGGCGGCAGCGGGCAGCGCGCUCGGCCCCGCCCCGCCGCAGGGGCUGGAAUGCCUUCUCUUUGGUGGCUAGCGCCGGCUUUUGUUUCAACGCAGUACGAGGAGAUGGUGACGCGCGCACGUCCCGUCCCUGGGCCAGGACUAACGCUUCCUGCCCAGCAGCCGGGCUGGGCUGUGGCCUUGGCAUGGAAAGCAGCUUUGUGUUAUUCUUGGAAAGUUUCGCACCACUUGUGAAUUCCUUGAACCUUGGCAUUGCGAGCCCGCUUGUGCCGGGCCCUCCUCCUUUACAGCUCGCGCUAAUUAAGACCCGCCUGGCUCUUCAGCAACUGACCUCGGCUGCCGCCGGCCCCGCGCCCCCGCGUGCCUGGGGACAUCAGGCGUUGCUGGAACACAGCAUGUUUGGCCCCAGAGGAGCUUCACCUCAGCGGCCGAGAGAGGCGAACCCGUCCGGCGCGACGCCCCCGGGACCCUUCCCCGCGGGAGAUGCCGCCGACCUGCAGCGCAAACCCGCGCCCAGAGCGCCCCAAGGGCCCCCCCGGGAGCUCUCGGGACAGGAGUCGUUCCAGUCGACGCUUUCGCACAGGAUAAAGGUGCUGGUGACUCUGCACAGACCCGACCCGAGGCAGGUCAAGGAGAAGCCGAGCCUGCACCAGGAGCAGAAGGCAGAAGCUCGCUCGGCGCGCUGGGACGGGGCCCCGCGCUCGGCGGGGACAGCGGGGCCCAAGCCGCCCGGCCCGGCCCGGGGCGCGGAGCAGAGCUCCAACGCCCAGAACCGCUACACGCCAGAAAGCGCUUCCAGUAUUUUAGCGAGUUUCGGGCUGUCUAACGAAGAUCUGGAGGAGCUCAGCCGCUAUCCAGAUGACCAGUUAACGCCUGAGAACAUGCCACUCAUCCUGCGAGAAAUCCGGAUCCGUAAGAUGGGUCAUUCUGCGGCUGGCGCGCGAUCCCAGAGCCGAGGGGAAGAAACGGUUGGUGGUACGAGUGGUGCGGCCGUCAAGAGCAAAGUGAUUGAUUAUGGGCACGCGAGUAAAUACGGUUACACCGAAGAUCCUCUGGAAGUGCGUGCGUACGACCCCGAAGAGCCGACAGAAGAUCCUCUGGAAGCGUCCGUCUAUAAUCCCGAAGCGCUGGGCAGGGAGGACAGGGAAGACUUCCAGCGGGAGCAGAACGUGCCCGUGGUCGUCCCGCCGCCCAGCGUGCCCUGCAGCCCCGUGUUUCCCGUCGAAGAUUUGAUCAAACCGCCCGUGUUCCAGAACGGUUCAUCGAACGCCGGCUCCUUUUUUCCAGCCGUGCCCGCCAGAAAGGUCCCCCCGCUGUGCCCGUCGCCCGUGGGGCUGCCCGUGGUGAAGCCGGUGGCGCAGCCGGCCCUGCCGGCCAUGCCGCCCGUGCUGCCGCCCAUCCUGCCGCCCAUCCUGCCGCCGCUGGCGCAGCCCAUCCUGCCGCCCGUCAUGCCGCCCCUGGUCCAGCAGUCCGUCACCCAGCACAUCAUCUCCCCGCUGCCCCAGCCGCCCUUUUCCGCCGUUCUCAUCACCACCGUGAGCCAGCACGAGCAGAUCCCGCACGAACGGAUCGUGCACGAGCCGGGGCCGAGCCAGCCCGGCGCCCAGAGCAGCGCGGCGCCCAGCCCCAAGCCCUUCCAGCCAGAGCCCGAGGGGCCCAUCCGCUCCCCGUUCGGGAUCGUGAAGGCGUCCUGGCUCCCCGCCUUCCUGCAGCGCGGCGCGCACAGGACCAAGCGCUGGCCCACGUCCACCAUGAUGAACGACUACUACGCCACGUCGCCACGAGCGUUUCCGCACGUGUGUUCUCUGUGUAGCAUUGAGUGCACUCACAUGGAGGACUGGAUUCUGCACCAGAACUCCACCUCUCACAUCGAAAGCUGCCGCCAGUUGCGCCACCAGUACCCCGACUGGAACCCCGAGUCUUACUCCUCCAAGAGAAAUGCGAGUGAGAGGAAGGAGAACCAGACCCCGAAGCGCCGUUCGGGCUCCGGCAGCCGCAGCCCCAGCCCCCGGCGCUCGCGGGGCUCCGGCUCCAGCUCCGCUCGGCGCCGCUCGCGCUCCAGGUCCAGGAGCCCCGGCCGGUACUGGCCAACGCGGCCGAGAUGCUGGAGCCCGCGGCCCAUGCGGCGGCCGAGCCCCAGACACAGGUCCCGCUCACCGCAGCGAUCCAGGAACCCGCUGAGAAGCAGCCCCCGGCCCCGCAGAUCCGCCAGCAACGACUGGGCAGCCCGGAGAUCCAGCGGCUCCCAAGACAGAAAACCUUCUCUGGAGACGGUGGUGAAGACGCUGAGACCCGACUUCGUAGCCGAGAUCACUAAACAUAAGUCGCUUCAGGCAGCGGGGCCAGGGCCGUCGGGCUCGGGAAAAGCGCCGCGCUCGCACCCGCUGGUGGGGAAGAAGCCGCUGAAAACACGAGUUUCUUCCAAGACUCUGAAGAAAGGUGUGACCGCGGUACCUGGGUCGAGUUCCUCACCUCCCGAAACGGAUGAUCUACCCCAGAGCCAAGAAGAGGAUGAGGGAGAGGAGGAGGCGUCCCCAGGAGCCGGCGGAGCUCAUCCGGCUGCUGACAACAGGCUGUUGAGUGAGGAGCUGCUGAGUUUUGGGACAGUCCUUCAAAUCUCCGAUUUACCAGACGACGGCUUUACAGACCAAGACAUUAAGAACAUUUUCCAGCCGUUUGGCAAAGUCAGUGACAUCCUUGUGCUUCGCUCCAGGAACGAGGCUUUCUUGGAAAUGAACUACAAGGAAGCCGUGAUCGCAGCGGUGAAGUACGGAGAGACUGUGCCCGUGCUGGUCAACGGCAAGCGGGUGAAAAUCAGCGUCGCGGAAAAGCCAAAGGAAUCGCCUGGGCCGGCCAAAGCUGUGACCAAAAAGCGGGCUCAGACUCCUAAAAAAGCUGCGCCGAGUACAAAGAAGCACCGGCCGCCCUCCAGCAAGACAACAAAAGCCCUCCCAGCAAAGCCCCCGGAAGUCGCGGAGGCGGCAGCAGCCGGAUCGGCCGGUGCGGAAGCGCAGGCGGCAGAGCCAGAGAGCGGGAGCGGAGGGGACGGACGGACGGAGCCCGUGGCGGCAGCACCGACGCAGCACAACGGGGCGGCCGAGCCGGCCCCUGCGCCGGAGCCGCUUGCGCAGGCGCCUGAGGCGGCGCUGGCCGGCGCGGGUGCGCUUCGUGAAGCUGUCGCUGAUCAAGAAGCUCCGCGAGCGGCUGCGAAGAGCGAGGAGCCCCCGGCCCCCGGCGGCAAGGACUGGAUUCUGCACCAGAACUCCACCUCUCACAUCGAAAGCUGCCGCCAGUUGCGCCACCAGUACCCCGACUGGAACCCCGAGUCUUACUCCUCCAAGAGAAAUGCGAGUGAGAGGAAGGAGAACCAGACCCCGAAGCGCCGUUCGGGCUCCGGCAGCCGCAGCCCCAGCCCCCGGCGCUCGCGGGGCUCCGGCUCCAGCUCCGCUCGGCGCCGCUCGCGCUCCAGGUCCAGGAGCCCCGGCCGGUACUGGCCAACGCGGCCGAGAUGCUGGAGCCCGCGGCCCAUGCGGCGGCCGAGCCCCAGACACAGGUCCCGCUCACCGCAGCGAUCCAGGAACCCGCUGAGAAGCAGCCCCCGGCCCCGCAGAUCCGCCAGCAACGACUGGGCAGCCCGGAGAUCCAGCGGCUCCCAAGACAGAAAACCUUCUCUGGAGACGGUGGUGAAGACGCUGAGACCCGACUUCGUAGCCGAGAUCACUAAACACAAGAUGCUUCAGGCAGCGGGGCCAGGGCCGUCGGGCUCGGGAAAAGCGCCGCGCUCGCACCCGCUGGUGGGGAAGAAGCCGCUGAAAACACGAGUUUCUUCCAAGACUCUGAAGAAAGGUGUGACCGCGGUACCUGGGUCGAGUUCCUCACCUCCCGAAACGGAUGAUCUACCCCAGAGCCAAGAAGAGGAUGAGGGAGAGGAGGAGGCGUCCCCAGGAGCCGGCGGAGCUCAUCCGGCUGCUGACAACAGGCUGUUGAGUGAGGAGCUGCUGAGUUUUGGGACAGUCCUUCAAAUCUCCGAUUUACCAGACGACGGCUUUACAGACCAAGACAUUAAGAACAUUUUCCAGCCGUUUGGCAAAGUCAGUGACAUCCUUGUGCUUCGCUCCAGGAACGAGGCUUUCUUGGAAAUGAACUACAAGGAAGCCGUGAUCGCAGCGGUGGAAUACGGCAAAACUGUGCCCGUGCUGGUCAACGGGAAGCGGGUGAAAAUCAGCGUCGCGGAAAAGCCAAAGGAAUCGCCUGGGCCGGCCAAAGCUGUGACCAAAAAGCGGGCUCAGACUCCUAAAAAAGCUGCGCCGAGUACAAAGAAGCACCGGCCGCCCGCGACCAAGACCACAAAACCCCUCCCAGCAAAGCCCCCGGAAGCCGCGGAGGCGGCAGCAGCCGGAUCGGCCGGUGCGGAAGCGCAGGCGGCAGAGCCAGAGAGCGGGAGCGGAGGGGACGGACGGACGGAGCCCGUGGCGGCAGCACCGACGCAGCACAACGGGGCGGCCGAGCCGGCCCCUGCGCCGGAGCCGCUUGCGCAGGCGCCUGAGGCGGCGCUGGCCGGCGCGGGUGCGCUUCGUGAAGCUGUCGCUGAUCAAGAAGCUCCGCGAGCGGCUGCGAAGAGCGAGGAGCCCCCGGCCCCCGGCGGCAAGGAGCCCGAUGACACGUGCGUGGUUCUGAUUUCCAACCUGCCCGAGAAGGGUUAUUCUGUGGAGGAGAUUUUCAACCUGGCGAAGCCCUUUGGGGGCCUGAGGGACGUGCUCAUCCUGUCAUCGCACAAGAAGGCAUAUCUGGAAAUAAACAGAAAAUCUGCUGAUUCCAUGGUUAAAUUUUACACCUGCUUUGCGAUAUCGCUGGAUGGCAGUCAGCUCUGCAUCAGCAUGGUGCCGCAGUUUCAGACCAUAAAAGACGAAGAAGCAAUAUUCACUACUCUGAUUAAAGAUUCAGACCCGAAGGUGAACACCGAGACCAUCCACAAGCAGUUUGUGCAUCUGGGGAACCUGCCGGACGACGGAUACAGGGAGCUCGAGGUCGUCUGCGCGGGCCUGCGGUUCGGAAGGGUAGAUCAUUACGUUAUACUGAAGAAUAAAAAUAAGGCCAUCCUGCAGCUGGACAGCCCCCGCUCGGCCCGCUCCAUGCACAGCUCCCUGCAGCACCAGCCCUACACGAUGGGCGAGCACACGCUGACCUGCGCCCUGUCGCCGCGCGGACACGCUGCCCAGGCUGAAGUUGUGAAGACAGAAGGGGAGGAGGAGGAGCCCAGCAGAGGGAGCUCUGGCUUCACAACUGAUCCAGAGGUGUCAGGAGCGGCACAAACAGCAGCUGCUCAUCCUCCAGCAGAGCCCAGCGUGGCAAAGCACGGACCCGCUUCCCCCUCUCCCAGCGCAGAGGAGGCGCCGGCGCUGCAGACAGAGCCCUCCGAGCCCCGGCGCGAUGGAGCAGCCGUGGCAGCUGCCCCGGGACCGGCACCGGCGGCUGCGGAGAAGGUGGACGCUGGAGUUGAAGCGGCUGUGGCGUCUGUCAGACCCGCUGCUGCCGAAUCAUCUCAGGCAAGGUCGGAAGUGGCGCUGCCGCCGUCCCCUGCUGAGAAAGAAGAGGCGGUUAAAGAUCGUCCUGAACCAGCGUUGUUUGAACCCGCUGCUGUAUCCGCAUCGGAGGAGGAUGUCGAAGAGCAGGACGAAGCGUUCUGUGCCCCUGCCCUUGGUUCAGCAGGAUUGUCGGCCGCGGGCCGGGAUGAAGACGUCCCAUCGGUGGGUUUGGCAGCAGGGGAACCCCCUGGAGCCGUCCCUGCGGCGCUGCCCCCCGAGCCCGACGCACCCGCGGUGGAGAUGGCGCCAGCCGCCGUCGCACAAACAAACCAGUUGGGUGCGCCCGAAAAAGAUACUGUUGGUGACGCUGUGAAAACUGAGCAAGAAAUACCUGUAAUUGCGAUAACAGAGAAGAAACCUGUGCUUCAAACCGGGGCGGCCACGGAGGAGCAACUGGAUGUGGCUGGAGCAGAUGUGGAGCUGAAAGCAGAAGAGGCUGUGCCCGCAGUUGGAAGAGCCGCAGAGGAGAACCCCCGAGAGCUUUUGGUCAAAACUGAGGCAGAAACUGAGAAGAAACUUGAAGACUCGGUGAACAAGGUUGGCACUGCUGUGGGAGAUGCUCCAAAUGCUGUCAGUGAGAACGAUGAGGGAAGUUCAAGCAAAGCUCGUCAAAGUAAAGGAACAGGAGCAGCAAAAACUGAUGAAACCCACAAAGCGGUGACGUUGAACUCCUCUCUGUCCAUCAAAGACUCGUCCUGUGUGGGUAAAACGAUUUUAAAGGCGGUGGUGUAUCUGCCGGAUAUAUCCAAGUCCAGGUGUCCGGCCUGGAGAAACCAGCCUUGCCUCUGGAAAGGGGGCGAGCAGAAGGCUCCCUCGAAGCCGGAGACGCGGAGCCAGACGGCGCUGGCGAGGAGAACGGCCUCGAAGGAAGAGGCUCAUCCGCGGCCCGGCAGGUGCAGAGCCAGCAGGAGUUGUGUCGCGGCGGCAAAGGGAGGGAACGGGAGGAAUUCAUCGCAGCAGGAGAAGGAACCUCGGGCUGGUUCCAAACCGGCCCAAGACGCGGAGAGUAGAAUCUGCGGCGGGAAGAAAGACGCCGGCAGCACUAAGGUGUCUCUUGCUGGCAAUACUAAACCUGCCAAAGGUGGCAGCAGCAGCAGCGCGAAUCAGAAAGAGGAAGAGAAGCUGUUUCCGUUUAACCUGGAUGAAUUUGUGACAGUGGACGAGGUUGUGGAGGAGACGGAGCCCCCCGUUCGGCCGCGGCGGAACCCCCCCCGGGCCAAGAGGAAAGACGCUGCCCGGCCCCAGCCGAGCUGCGAGCCCGCUGCCAAGAGGAGGAGAGCCAAGAGCUGCGUGGGCCGCGCCGCGGAGCGCCAGCCCUCCUUCGUCACGCUGGAUGAGACCGAGGAGGAGGAGGAGGAGGUGACCGCGCAGCUCAUGGCCGUGGCCAAUCUGGAGGCGCUGAGCGAGCUGCAGGGCCUGGUGGUGGUGGACGAGGUGAUGGAGGAGGAGGAACCUCUCUCGGAAGCCGUGAAGGACCCGCGGGCGCUCGUCACCUUGGACGAGCUGUCGGAGCAGGACGAGCCGGGCUCCCGGAAGGACGUUCCCGGGUCGGUGUUUGAGGAGCCGGAUUUAAAAGCCGAGCCCUUGGUGACGGUGGAUGAGAUCGGGGAGGUGGAGGAGCUGCCGCUGAACGAGCCCGCGGGCCUGAGCGCGGAGGAUGCCGCGAAGCACAAGGAGGAUGAGAAGGGGGAUCCCGCAGACGCCUCCUCGCAGGUCCCUGAUGACCCCAGCGCGUUGGUGACGGUGGACGAGAUCCAGGAGGAUGCGGACGACAACCCUCUGGUGACCCUGGACGAGGUCAACGAGGACGAAGACGAUUUUCUGGCCGAUUUCAAUCGUCUGAAAGAAGAACUGAACUUCGUGACGGUCGACGAAGUUGGAGAGGAGGACAAGGAGGAGGAAAAUCCUUUCCCAGGGAAAAACCUGAGCAGGGGGGAGGAGGAUGAAGAUGUUGUGGCUGCGGCAGGGCCAGAAGAAACGGGAGCUGUGGGAGAUCCCAGGCCAGAAGCUGUGCCUGCAAACGCAAAGCCCAGAGCGCUUCCCGGCCCAGCCGAGGGCUGAGGGGACAGCGGGCGGGCGCGGGUCGAGGUGACGCCAGGAGAGGAGGAGGAUUCUUCAGUGAAUUAAACCUUGGGGUCCAGUCCAUUUUGUGUAUUUUGUUAUGACCGGAUUUGUAGUUUUGUUUCAGAAACGAACAUUCACGUUGUAUAAAUUUUGAGCUCCGUAGAGACUAAAAAAAAACAACCCAAAAAAGGUGGCUUUGUUGUAUAGAAACCAUCCACGGGGAGGGACUUUUACAGGUGUCGACAUGGAAUAAAUGUUCUUACUGUAUAGUUAA
Columba livia (rock pigeon) is the source of this 8296-nucleotide messenger RNA. It is a transcript of the gene ZNF638, whose product is annotated as zinc finger protein 638. Gene Ontology annotation, cellular component: nucleus. Gene Ontology annotation, molecular function: mRNA binding. The coding region runs from base 181 to 8019 and encodes 2612 amino acids. Gene Ontology annotation, biological process: regulation of RNA splicing; RNA splicing. The transcript is spliced from 35 exons. NCBI's taxonomy places the organism in Eukaryota, Metazoa, Chordata, Aves, Columbiformes, Columbidae. The record is from RefSeq and is a predicted model, not a curated record.